Ceraceosorus guamensis is the source of this 862-nucleotide messenger RNA. RefSeq lists its product as hypothetical. Bases 102 to 767 code for a protein of 221 amino acids. Lineage: Eukaryota; Fungi; Basidiomycota; Exobasidiomycetes; Ceraceosorales; Ceraceosoraceae. The record is from RefSeq and is a predicted model, not a curated record. The transcript has a single exon.
CUUGCUUUGGACCGCGUUGUCAACGACGCUCGCUCAUUCUCUCGACUCAAGUCAUUGUGCCUUUACCGAUUUGACUCAGCACUCUGCAUCGAUAUUUGGGGAUGUAUGCCGUGAGUCGUCCAGCGAGCGACUUUUCGCCAGGCUCCGGCCCAUCGUCAGACACCACAACUACCAUGAACCCCGAUGACUGGGACCCUACCCCUCGAGCCACAUAUGCCGAUCAACGUACUGACACACUUGCUGUGAGCUACGAUUGGGGCAUAAGUCUUCUAAGACCGUAUUCCAAGAUCAUCGAUCCACGGGCUCGACAUCUCAUCAAGGUCGCCAUUCUACAUUACCACGUCUUUCUAGAAAAAAAUACCAGCGACAUCAAUAAUGUAUCGUUCGGCCACCAAGCGGUAGCUAAUUCACGGAUUUGUCAGGUGAUGAAUGCGCAGGGCACUUCCAGCAAGAAGGAGCACGUCUUUGUCAUCGACCUGGACUCGAGACGUCUUGAUACGCACAAGACAGUGCGCGAGCACCCUUUCGAGGAUGUGAAGGUCUGGCACAUUCAGACCAGAGUGUUUCAGCAAAAUGGCAGUGCGCAUGAAGCCGGGCGAGAGCGUUGGUCGGAUCGAUUGCUCCACGUGCAUCUAGAUGCUACCACGGUAUGGACAAAUCAUUACAACGCUGGUCUGGAGUACAUAGACAUCGGUUCUCUGACUAAAUUUAGCCACGAAGCUUCAGCUAAUCGAAGCGCGGAGGACUCCGCAGUGGGAGAGCCAUAGAAAGGUGUCACCGACGAGCAGGAGACUAUCGAAAAGUGAAUUCAAGUGGCCUUUACGCGACAGUCACAGUGUUGCGCAGCUUGGGCUACCCCCGG